Molecule: messenger RNA, 3375 nt
Organism: Drosophila takahashii
Lineage: Eukaryota; Metazoa; Arthropoda; Insecta; Diptera; Drosophilidae
Gene: vap
Product: RAS p21 protein activator vap
Biological process (GO): regulation of GTPase activity
Molecular function (GO): protein binding
Source: RefSeq, a predicted model, not a curated record
AAAUUACUAAACAAAAUUUGUUAGACCCCAAAAGUCCUUGUCAGAGGAACUGGACAAUACUAGUGAAUUUAUCCCAGUUGGUUUUGCGUGGUUACCGCUACCGAUAUGGCGAAGAUUGUGUAUUUAUGCUUAGCACAUAAUCAUCACGGAAAACUGAGUACAAUCACCAAAGCUUCCGUUUUUCCUAAGUAAACGCAAAGACAUCGUUGCUAUAUGUGGCUUUUAUCAAAGGGAAUUUCGCUGAAAGUUAAAUAUAGAUUAAGAUUCCCAUUCACUGAGCAGAGAUCAUAAAGGAAGAUCAUGGCGGACCUAAUUCACUUGGGAAACAUAGAUGUUGUCAUCCAGAAAGAUAAGCCCGGCUCGCCGACGGGCUGCUCGGAUGAUGGAAACCUGGCAGGUCUGGGCGGCAUGAGUGGAUUGGGCGGGAUGAUGGCCGCCGGUGGCAUUGAUCUGGGUGACUUGGCGCAGGAAUUGGAUCACGAUGAAUUCGAUGGACCACACAUGCUAAAUGGUGAACGUCCAGCGAUUAUUGCUCCUCCCGAAAGUGAAUGGUACCACGGACGACUUGAUCGUUACUCAGCUGAAUCACGUCUGCGGGGCAGCAGUAAACUGGGAAGCUACUUAGUUCGUGAAAGUGACCGCAAGCCUGGCUCCUAUGUUCUAAGUUAUUAUGGGCGUACCGGCAUAAACCAUUUUCGGAUCACGGCUGUGUGCGGAGACUUCUAUAUCGGUGGACGACAAUUCAUAUCGUUGAGCGAUCUGGUUGGCUACUAUACCUCAUGCAGUGACCUACUGAAGCGCGAACGAUUGGCCAUACCAGUGGCUCCGCCGGAGCCAGUUAAUGAUAAGAAGCGAGUCGUUGCCAUCCUGCCUUAUACAAAAAUGCCAGAGACCGAUGAGCUGAGCUUCCAGAAAGGUGAUAUUUUCUUCGUGCACAAUGACAUGGGCGACGGUUGGCUGUGGGUCACUGCCCAUCGUACUGGCGAGCAGGGAAUGAUUUUCCGAGAGCUUGUGGAUGAUCUGGAUGUAUCCAUCGAUCCGAAUACCGUCUUUCCGUGGUUUCAUCCGAAUUGCACCAAAAACGAAGCUGUCGAUAUGUUGGUUAAAGCUGGACCCGGCAGCUUCUUGGUUCGCCCCAGCGACAACUCACCGGGCGAUUACUCCCUCUUUUUCCAUAUUAACAACCAGAUCCAACGAUUUCGCAUCGAGAAGAAGGGCGUGCGAUAUUUGAUGGGUGGGCGGACAUUUGAAUGCCUCGAUGCGGUGAUUAAUCGUUACCGCAAGGAGCAAAUUGUCGAGGGCCAUUCGCUCAAUCAUCCGGUUGUCAAUGGCAUACAGCCAGAGUUCAAUCAGCAAUAUGUUGUGGAAAAGGCUGCGGAAAAGAUAUAUGCCACACUGCGCGAGUGCCGUGACCAAAUCGGUCUGAAGAAGAUCAAGGGAAUCAAACAUCAUGGGCAUUUGAACAAGAAAUCGGACAAAACGACGAAAUGGAAGCAACUAUAUUUCGCUCUAAUCAACGAUGGCUCCGAGACGCAACUUUGCUUCUACGACAAUCCGAAGAAGACCAAGCCGAAGGGUCUGAUCGAUUUGUCAUGUGCUUACCUCUAUCAAUGUCACGAUUCCCUCUGGGAGCGUCCCUAUUGCUUUCAAAUUGUGGAAAGGGCUCUGCCCUGUUUGGCCACUGUGACAUAUCUGUGUGCUCCUAGUCAGGAAAGCUACGUGGAGUGGAUCAAUUCGCUGAAGGCCCAAUGCGACUCCCAGCUAAGUCGGGCCCAGAAGAAGGUCUCACGGCUACGCGAGCUUCGGUGUCUCAAUCUGCAUGUGCUAGAAGCUCAUCGCUUACCAUUUAAAUUAGUGCCACAUCCAUACUGCAGUAUUUCACUCAAUCAAGUCAAAGUGGGUAAAACACGUGUCAAAAUUGCACCCGAACCGGUUUGGGAGGAGGAAUUUGUACUGGAUGACGUUCCCCCAGAUGUUGUCUCCCUAACCAUUACGUUAAUAUCGCGCGGUAAACGCGGCAAAGAUUCGGAAGUGGCCGAGCUAACGAUCGAUUUGUCUAGUCUGAAGAAUGGCCAAGAGACUGAGGGCUGGUACCAGCUCACCGGAAUGACGCCGAUGGGCGAAUGGGGCUCGCUGCGUCUGCGUAUGCGUUACCUCGACGAUCUGAUAAUGCCCUGCGAGGAGUACAGUCCACUGCAGCAAUUGCUACUCGAAUCGGAGCUGUAUGCGGUGAAGGCGCUGGCGGAGCUCUGUCACAACGAUCGAGUGCCAUUGGCGACGGCUCUGUUGCGAGUCUUUCGGCAGGAGAAGCGCGAGACGGAGCUAAUUCGAAUGCUGUGCCAGGCGGAGGUGACACGCGAAAACGAGACGACGACACUUUUCCGGGGCGCCUCCUUGGCCACCACACUAAUGGAUUUGUAUAUGCGAACCGAAUGCAGUGGAUUCUUGCAGUCGGCGGUCAGCGAAACCGUUCAGCGCAUUUUGGAGAGCAAGCAGUCGGCGGAAUUAAAUCCAACGAAAAUGGACGUCAACGAUGAUGCCUGCACGAAUGCCGAGUUUCUGCUGCAAAUCCUCGAUCUGGUCACCCAGUCGAUAUUUACUUCACCGGACGCCUGUCCCCGGAAUGUGCGCUUCAUUUGCAGCUGCCUGCAGAAGGCUGUGAUGGCCAAGUGGCCGACAGAGCGGCUGGUUCGCACCCGAGUCGUCUCCGGGUUCAUAUUCUUGCGCCUCCUAUGCCCAGCCCUGCUGAAUCCUCGACAAUUUGGCCUGGUCAGCGAGACGCCUCCGAUGGCGGCCACUCGUUCUUUGGUCAUGGUCGCCAAGUGUCUUCAAAAUUUGGCCAACUUGAUUGAGUUUGGCGGCAAGGAACAAUACAUGGAGGUUGUCAAUCCGUUUAUUUUGAAAAACAAGGAACGCAUGAUUGUCUUCUUGGAUCAACUGUCCUCCGUCAACGAUCCGAAUCAACCGCUUGGAAUGUUUGUCGAACAAAGUACAAAUCUGAAUUCACAAGACACUGGGCGCGAGCUGGCUACCUUACAUCACAUCUGUGUAUCGCAUUCGCAAGAGCUUCACGAGCUAUCCAACAUACUUUCAAUUAAGAAGCUGGUCACAGUAACGGACAUGUUGACCAAGCAUAAACUGAAGUACCGCGAGAUGAUCAGCUAAAAUAAAGAUAAUAAACGCGAUGUCUUCUUAUCUACACAAGUCCCUUCAUACCUUUUUAUAACAAAUAUUUAUAUGUGUAUACUAUUAGAAUACAUGAUAACAAUAAGAACUCAUAAUAACUGGUUGAAUUGUAUUGGAAUAGUAAACAGAAGAAUAUCAUUUAUAAAAAUUAUUUAUACGAAAUGAAAUAUUAUAUUUAACUGACAGGUA